GGUUUUCAGAGUAAUGAGUAACUUAGUCGGUCGUCGAUAACACCGCGAAUGUGAACAAUGUGAAAAUUAGUGUUAAAAUUAAUUUAAUCUACAUCUUUUAAUCAAGAUGAUGACAAUGAUGACAAUGAAAUUAUUAACAGUAAAAAAAUAAAAACACCAUCUUGCCACGAAGCUCCAAAAAAAAAUUUCCAUCAUGUUAUAUCUAAAAAGAAAAAAAUCAAUAUAAAAAAAAAAUAAUACACUAAUUUAUCAAUUAAAAAAUAUAUAAUUAAUAUUUGUUGAUGAUAGAAAUAAUAAUGGCAUUGUCAAAAAAAAAUAUCAAAUCAUAAAAAAAAUAUCAUCAAAGUGUUACAAGCUUGAUGACAAUUUAUUUUUUCAUUCUUGUCAUAUUGUGAAUUUUUUUUUUCAUUGAUUUUUGUUUUUAUUAUUUAUUGUUAUUAUUUUAUGAAUAUUUAUUUAAAAAUCCUAGAGACGAUGAUGAUGAUGAUGUGGUGUCUUUAAGGAUAUUGAUCGUGAAAUUUUUUGUAUAAAAAAUAAAAUACAAAUAGUUGAAUAAAAAGCGAAGUUUGUUUUUUAAAAAUACACAAAGUAGCCUGGUGAAACCGGGUCACAGGGACUUUUAAAAUGCGUUCGAUAUUUGAUAACAACAUUGCAGUAUAUAUACACAAUGCACCGAGUUAAUAUACACUAUGAAUGAAAUAUUAUAAUAUACAUUGAAGUUGUCAAUACUCAUCAUGAGCCUUGAUAUAUAAAUAUCCAUAUAUUCAAGGUCAUAAUUAUUUUAUUUAAUAUUAAUAUUUUUUAUAAUUAUUUCAAGUGUAUAAAUCAUUAUUUUAUAAAUGCGUCAGAGUAUAUAACUAGUGUGAAAGAAAAAAAAAAUAUAUAAUUAUCUUGUUAAUUAAACACUUGAUUUAUCAAACAAAAAAGUUGGCAGUAACCUUCGUUAUGUUGAUACAGCAUCAUCCACUUAUAAACUAUUUAAAAAAAAUAUAAAAAUUUAUAAUUUAAUUUUAUAACGUCAAUUUAAAAUUUAAUUUUAAAAUGAAAUAAAUGAGGAUUUAAAUUUUAAACCAACAAGUGUGUUAUCAUUUUAUCUUAGAAAUAAAAAAAUAAACACAAAUGACAAGAUGAAAAGUUUAUUUAGUAAAAUAAAUUUACUGGGAAAUUAAAUUUAGAAAAAUAUAAUAGAAAAAAGAAUAGAUAAAUAGAUGAAUUUGAUUUUAAAUUAUUGAUGAAAAAUUUAGGUGAAAUAUAAAUUGAGACUGGUGAAAUAAGUGUGUAAAAAGAAAGAGAAAAGGAAAAUGAAUAUUGAUAGUAAUAGUGACAAUAAUUUAUUGUAUUAAUUAAAUAUCGGUUAAGUGUCAUGCCCCCAGGGGCUAAGGGCGGGGCAGAGGGACUUGAUCCUUCUUGUUCCGCACUUCAUAUUAACCAAGAAAUUGCUCCUGAUCAUCUGGGACCAUCACUAAGUCUAUUUCAAAGAUGUUACAGACAUCUCAAGAGUUCAGGUGUUGGUGAAGCAAGUGUUUACCAUGCAUUAGUUGUAAUUUUUUUAGAAUUUUUUGCAUGGGGAUUAUUGACAAUGCCAAUAAUAUCAACACUAAAUGAAACAUUUCCAGAUCAUACAUUUUUAAUGAAUGGUCUAAUAAUGGGAAUAAAAGGAAUAUUAUCAUUUUUAUCAGCACCAUUAAUUGGUGCAUUAUCAGAUGUAUGGGGAAGAAAAUUUUUUUUAUUAAUAACUGUUGCAUUUACAUGUGCACCAAUACCACUUAUGAGUAUAAAUACAUGGUGGUUUUUUGCAAUGAUAUCAAUAAGUGGAGUAUUUGCAUGUACAUUCUCAGUUGUAUUUGCAUAUGUUGCUGAUGUUACUGAAGAAAAUCAACGUUCACUUGCUUAUGGAUUGGUAUCAGCAACAUUUGCAGCAAGUAUGGUUAUUAGUCCAGCACUUGGUGCAUGGACAAUGAGUACAUAUGGUGAAAAUUUAACAGUCACAUUGGCAACAGCAAUAGCUAUACUAGAUGUUUUUUUUAUUCUUGUCGCAGUGCCAGAAAGUUUACCAGAAAAAUCAAGACCACCUGUUCCAAUUUCAUGGGAACAAGCUGAUCCUUUUGCUGCAUUAGGAAAGGUUGGCAAAGAUCACACAAUCAUGAUGCUAUGUGUGACUGUAUUUUUAAGUUAUUUACCUGAAGCUGGUCAAUACAGUUGUAUAUUUGUAUAUCUUAAAUUAGCAAUGGGUUUUACUGAAGCAAUGGUUGCUGUAUUUAUUGCUGUUGUUGGAAUAUUAAGUGUAUGUGCACAAAUAUUUUUGGGUCCAUUGAUGAAAGGACUUGGUGGUGGAAAAAAUGUUAUAAUGCUUGGUUUAUUAUUUGAAAUGUUGGAAUUAAUGUGGUACGGUUUUGGCUCACAAACAUGGAUGAUGUGGGCUGCAGGUAUAUUGGCAUCAGUUGCAAGUAUAACAUAUCCUGCAAUAUCAGCAUUUGUGUCAAUGCAUUCAGAUGCAGAUAAACAAGGCUUAGUACAAGGAAUGGUAACAGGCAUGCGAGGUCUCUGCAAUGGCCUUGGCCCAGCAAUGUUUGGUGUUAUAUUUUAUUUAUUUCAUGUUGAUCUUAAUCUUAAUUUUAAUAAAACAUCAAUAAAUACAAUUAAUCGAACGUCGAUACACUCAAAUGACGUUGCACCAGAGCUUAUGCCUGGACCUCCUUUUGUCUUUGGUGCACUUUUAGUUAUAGGCGCAUUAUUAGUUGCUGCAUUUAUACCAGAUUCAAAUUCAACAACUGGUCCAUUGCAUCAUCAUACUUCCACAUCACGGAGGCCAUCCGGUAAAUACGCCUAUCAAAAAUGUUUAUCAUUAGAUGUACAUUAUGAUGCUGAUGGUCUUGGUAAUGAUGGAAAAAAAGUUGGAGCAUUAUCACCUCUAGUCGACAAUUGUAAAUCAGCAGCACUUUAGCUGUCGAUUAAUUGAUUUUUAAAUUAAUUAAUUUGACUAUUUAAUAUUGUGACAGCACACAGUGUUUUAAAAUAUCCAAACAACAAUUAACAAGGAUAUAAUAUGCUGUUAAAAAAUUAACAAGGCAUUAAUGUUAAAGUGAUAAUGUCGUGAUGAAAAUUUAUGAAAAGCAAUUUUUACUUGUUUUAUUCUAAACUGUGUGUAAAUAUAGUUUUGGAUAUUUUUUUUUUUUCUUUUUUUUUUAAGAAAACUAAUAAGAUUUAACGAAAUAAUGACUGACUAUUGUUGUUGUGAAAAAUAAAUUAAUCAGUCAUUAGAAAAAGAUAAAUAAAUUUGUUAAAUAAAAUAGAAAAAAAGAAAAAAAAAAAAAAAUGAUACAAUAACAGCAACGAAAGAACAUUUAUUAAUGCAAGUUGACAGUAUUUUCGUUAAAAAUAUAUAAAAAAAUACAAAAAAAAAAAAAAAAGAGAAAACUAAAACAAUCUAAAAUACUUGAUUAUUUAAUGAGAUAAAAUAGUAAACAGUUCAAUUAAUUUAUUUAUUGUUAUUUUACAUUAAUAACUAUUUUAUGUUUUUAUUUUUUAUUUUCUACUAAAAUCAAAUACCUCAAUCUUCACGUUUUAAAAUCGUAAAAGCCUGUUAAUAAUUAAUUAUUUUUCAAAUUAAAUUUACUCACUUUUUAUUUUUAUUUUAUCGGCACUAUCAACAAUUGUUGAAAACAUUUAUCAAUGCCAAAGAUCGAAUUAUGAUCUGUAAUUUUCAUCAGAUCACUUUAUUUUUAAUUAUUUUCUUUUUUUUUUUUUUUUAAUUUUUCAAUGUAAAGUUAUUUAUAGUAAAAAAAAAAAAAACAGAGUCAAUGUGCAAAAAUCCUGUAUAUUAAAUGAAAAUAAAAUUAAAUAAAAAAAGGAUCUUUGAGCUAAAAGUGCCACUGUAAAUUAGAAUAAAUAAUUAAUUUUUUUUUUUUUUUUUUCAUUUCUCUAAUUUCUUUUUUUUAAAAAAAACGAAAGAUAUAAAAAAAAAAACCUAUCUUCAUAGAAGAUAAAAUUAAAUUUAUUUUCGCAAAAUUUUAAAAAUUGUUGUAUAUCAAUUGAACAACAAAUAAAAAUAAAAAAAUCGUUUAAUAAUAAAUGGCGAAAAUUUGGCGAUAGAAAUUAAUAACGAAUGUGACAUACAAAAAAAAUGUGAAAUUAAAUGAUGAAAAAAUUAAAAAUAUUAUUAAAUAAGAAGAAUGUGAUGCCUAGUAAAAAAAAAAAAAAUAAAAAAAUAGUGCUCAGUUAUGAAAAAAAAUAAAUAAAAAACUGAAAUAUUGAGCCAGUGUUAAUGUAAGAAUUCAAAGUACAGCUUCAAUAAAUUAUUUUUAAGAUAAAGUA
This is a messenger RNA of Aphidius gifuensis, 4314 nucleotides long. RefSeq names its product hippocampus abundant transcript 1 protein-like. Gene Ontology annotation, molecular function: transmembrane transporter activity. The transcript is spliced from 7 exons. Lineage: Eukaryota; Metazoa; Arthropoda; Insecta; Hymenoptera; Braconidae. The record is from RefSeq and is a predicted model, not a curated record. Gene Ontology annotation, biological process: transmembrane transport. Gene Ontology annotation, cellular component: membrane. The coding region runs from base 1364 to 2944 and encodes 526 amino acids.